GCAUUUGUGAAAACCGUUCUGACUGCAAUUCGUGUAUUGGUAGUGACACAAAUGUAGCAGGCUGCAAGUGGAUCACGUGUGAAGGAAGCAUGUGUGUAAACGAAACUGAAGUAGGUUUGAAAUACCAGAACUGUACAGUUGAGGAACAGUGUUCUUCUCGUACAUGGAAGACCACCCCUCGGCCUUCCAGUAAUGCUACUACUGCCGCCCCCCGGCCUUCCAGUAAUGCUACUACUGCCGCCCCCCGGCCUUCCAGUAAUGCUACUACUGCAGCCCCUCAGCCUUCCAGUAAUGCUACUACCCCAGCUCAUACUACUAUAGCUAACAUCACCAAUGUAACCAAACAUGCUCCUCUAUCUACAACUGCCAUUACUUCAGCUACAACAACCAGUAUUCCAGGUACAAAUGCUACGGUGACUCCUACACCUUCGCGCAAAUCUACAUUUGAUGCUGCGAGUUUCAUAGGUGGAAUUGUCCUUGUUCUGGGUCUGCAAGCUGUUGUUUUCUUUCUGUACAAAUUCUGCAAGUCAAAAGACCGAAACUAUCACACGCUUUAGGAUCUGCCACUUUGUAAUGGACUAGUAGCCCAACCAACACCUGUAGUUUACGGAACCAAAAUAUUUUCUGUUGCUCAUGGAAGACAGCAGUUCAUAAUAUCCUUUAAAUCUCUAAAAGAUGACUUUAAAAGAGUAUUUUUUGUGACAUUAUACUUGGCAAGAGGUGAUACGAAUCUCUUCAACAGGAUUACUUGCAAUAUGCUGCAUGGGUUCUAAUGGCUGUCUUAUUUUCCUUUAGUGGCUGCUGCUGUGGGACUUUUUUUUUUAAUAUGCCAAAUGUAGACGUUCAGAGAUUCUUAUUCAGUGGCAACACUGUCUUGAGUAGACAAUCUCUUGAUGACUUAUUGUGAAGGCUAAUUUAAUCAACACUUGAUACAGUAUCCCUUUGGUUUUAUCAAGAUGUGAAUUACCGGUGACUGACUUCAGGGAGUGAAAUACCAUUUAUACUAGCGUGUGGCUCUUGGAGCAUGCUGCUAGAAAGAUGAACAAAAUUGUAGAAAUAGAUAAUGUCUUAAUGGAA
Balearica regulorum gibbericeps (East African grey crowned-crane) is the source of this 1077-nucleotide messenger RNA. The record is from RefSeq and is a predicted model, not a curated record. NCBI's taxonomy places the organism in Eukaryota, Metazoa, Chordata, Aves, Gruiformes, Gruidae.